GCCCUGCCCCGUUUAUUUCCAACCCAAUUCUGUCCAGGGAACCCACAUGUCGGCUACUUCCACUCAGCAGUGAUUCAACAUGUGAACCGCCGGGCUGAUGCUGGGAAGAUGAUGGAAGAUAGCAGCUAACCAAACACUGCUGAUAUGAAACGCAUGGAUUAUGGCUCUGAUAUGGAUAUGUUGUCAAAUCCUACUUUUUCUAAGUGUCUGUGUUAAUGCAUCGCUGCGUGAUGGCGACGACACUUCCUGUGAUGGAGCGUUUGAUAUUUAUUUUGUUUUAGACAGGUCGGGCAGUGUGUUUGGACACUGGCAUGAGAUCUAUGGAUUUGUGGAGCAGCUCACCAACAGGUUUGUCAGUCCCAGGAUGAGGGUUUCCUACAUAGUCUUUUCAGCCAGAGCAAUUGUAAUAUUGCCACUAACGGGAGACAGGUCUAAGAUCGAUGAGGGUCUGGAGAAGCUGAGCCAAAUCAAACCUGCCGGUGAAACUUACAUGCACGAAGGCAUGAAAGCGGUGUCAGAGCAGAUGAAGACACAAACUGCACCGUCAUCCAGCAUCAUUAUCGUUCUGACUGAUGGCAAGCUGGAGGUUUUCCCCUUUGAACUGACUCUACAGGAGGCUGACAAAGCCAGAGGGUUCGGAGCCAGAGUGUACUGUGUCGGGGUCAUGGACUUUGACCACAAACAGCUUGCUGAAAUAGCAGACGGCACAGAACAAGUCUUCCCGGUGCUGUCCGGGUUUCAUGCCCUCAAAGACAUCGUCAACUCGAUCCUGAAGCAGACGUGCGCAGAUGUAUUCACAAUAGAGCCGUCGAGUGUUUGUGUGAAUGAGUCUUUCAGUGUGGUGCUGAGGGGCAGUGGCUUCAGCGGAUCCAGGAGGACAGACAACAUUCUCUGCUCCCUCACUGUCAAUCAAAAGACAUACGACCAGAAGCCAAAAGUCAUCAGAGACGGCUAUCUGCUGUGUCCAGCUCCUGUUCUGCACGAGGUCGGAGAAUCAAUUGAUGUGCUGGUCAGCCUGAAUAAUGGACAAUCCUACAUCUCCAGUCCCAUCACCAUCUAUGCUACAACUUGUUCAGAUGGGACCUGGGUGCUCUGGUUGCUGUUGGCUCUGUUGCUGUUACUGGCUCUGGCUUUGUUCUGGUGGUUCUGGCCUCUGUGCUGCACUGUGGUGAUCAGAGACCCACCCCCCUCUCGUCCACCUCCUCCACCUCCUGUCAUUGAGCCAGAAGAAGAUCUUUUGCCCAAACACAGGUGGCCCACAGUGGACGCUUCAUACUAUGGAGGCAGAGGUCCUGGAGGAAUCAAACGCAUGGAGGUGCGUUGGGGCCAGAUGGGGUCCACAGAGGAAGGGUCACGUCUCGAGAAAGCCAAAAAUGCUGUGGUCACUAUGCCGGAGGGGGCUGAGGAGCCCAUCACGCAUCGGCCUCCACCACGGCCUCCUCCGGUCUACAACCCCCCGUCACAAUCCAAAUGGUACACUCCCAUCAAGGGGCGUUUUGAUGCAUUGCGGGCAUUACUGAGGAGACAGUACGACAGAGUGGCAAUCAUGAGGCCGACACCUCAGGACAAGGGCCGCUGCAUCAACUUCACCAGAGUUCAGAGUCACUGAUGUUCAGACAUGAGGAUCAACACUUUUCACUUUAUUCCAGUUUUUGGCCAAACGUGACAAGUUUGUACACUCAAGAGAUGAUUGUUUGGAUUCAAUGUGUAUUGUAAAUAAAAGCAUUUACUAUCUAUAA
Messenger RNA from Perca fluviatilis (European perch), 1739 nucleotides. RefSeq names its product ANTXR cell adhesion molecule 2b (gene antxr2b). Gene Ontology annotation, cellular component: membrane. The coding region runs from base 161 to 1609 and encodes 482 amino acids. NCBI's taxonomy places the organism in Eukaryota, Metazoa, Chordata, Actinopteri, Perciformes, Percidae. The record is from RefSeq and is a predicted model, not a curated record. Gene Ontology annotation, molecular function: signaling receptor activity. The transcript has 17 exons.